CCCAGUUCAACACUGUCUGUGGUUGUGCUGCUGGCCUCAGGGAAAUGGCUGCAUUGAUCAGGAGGAUUAUCAGCACAUCCAGAGCUCCUGCUGCUAUCUGCUCGUACAGCCAAGCAGUGGUGGUAGAUCGGACAGUGUACAUCUCGGGACAGCUGGGGAUGGAUCCUGCCAGUUGUCAGUUGGUGGAAGGUUGUGUUCAGGCUCAGACCAGACAGGCUCUUGAAAAUAUGGAUGAAAUCCUUAAAGCUGCUGGCUGCGGUUAUGAGAAUGUUGUCAAAACCACAGUGCUCCUUGCUGACAUGAACGACUUCACUAAUGUCAACAAUGUUUACAAGCAGUGUUCAGCACAACUAAGAAGAGAAGGAUCAGAGACAUUGUCAGUAUGCGUUGUACAUGACCUUUGAAUAGAUGCAGUGAAACAAAUGCAGUGACACAUUCAAACUGUGUGCUGGACUCUUACUGUAUGUAGUUAUCCUUUGAUUGCACACACAUUUCCCAGAAAUCUUUUUAUCAUCAUAUGUCACAUAAUGUGGUUGUUUUUGAUUUUGAAUAUGAGUUGCCCAAUUACUCCCUCCACAAACAAGGUUAUGUGUUCAUUGCUGUUUGUUUGUCUGUUAGCAGGAUUACAUAAACUACUGAACUGAUUCCAUAGAAAUUUUAAUGGUAGGGUAUGGACCAAGAGCGUGUUCACCUUUCAAGCGGUUUCCCAUUAAGGGAGUUAAUCCAGGAUUUUUUCUUCUCUCUUUAGCUUUGUUAGUGUGUAUUUUGAUUUGAUUUGUGAACUUCUGAAGAGAUUAUCCAGAUGGUUAUUAGUCUGUAGUUACACACUUUUUUCUGGUCUUGAUGACCACUCAAAGCACUUUACAUUACAGGUUUUAGCAAUUUAUACAAAGCAUGUAUUUAAAUAUCUGGCAUAUUAAGAAUUAAUACGACGAGUGCUUGCUUGCACACACUGAUGGACAAUGGAACAAACAAAUUUUUCUUUUACAAAACGGUUUGUUUUAUAUCAGUUUGUAAGAGAAAGAGCCAAAAUAAACUUUUUAUUAUACGGGUUGCUGAUGAUUAUACAUUUACAUCAGAGGGGGACAACACUGGCUAGUUCUUGAAAGAAUCAUGUGUCACUCACUUAACCUUGUCAUUUUCUGUGCUGCUUU
Molecule: messenger RNA, 1154 nt
Organism: Platichthys flesus (European flounder)
Lineage: Eukaryota; Metazoa; Chordata; Actinopteri; Pleuronectiformes; Pleuronectidae
Product: 2-iminobutanoate/2-iminopropanoate deaminase-like
Exons: 5
Coding region: 45-404 (119 amino acids)
Cellular component (GO): cytosol
Molecular function (GO): deaminase activity
Source: RefSeq, a predicted model, not a curated record